AUGUGCCCGUUUGCUUUGCUCCCUGACCCCACUGCCCAGCUCCGUUCCCCGCUGGGGUCAGCGGCCCACGCCGGCCAGCACCCGCUCACCUCGAGGGCGGCCACUGGACGGCCCGGGGCCGGGGUGCAGAAUCCCCGCCUCCUGCCCGCUAGUCCGCAGCGUCCCCGCGCCCGACCUGCGAACCUGUGGGCCGCGGAUCCCGCUCCGGACUCUGCUCCCCGGAGCAGGGGCCGGUUCUCGGGGAGCAGGUGGUCCCCAGCCACCGGCCGCGAUCCCUCGCCCCCCCCCGCGUCGCCUCCCCUCCGCCCCGGCCCUCAGACUCCGCCGCCCCGCGUCGCCUCACUUCGGCCCAGGCCGCCCUCUCCGCGUCGCCUCGCGUCCGCUCGGGCCUCUGCUCCCCUCUUGUCAGCUCGCGUCGCGUCCUUUCCCCUGUCCUCCCCUCACCACACCCCGGCCGCCCGCGUCGCCUCGCCUCCCCUCCCCUCACCUUGCCCCGGCAGCGCGAGUCACCCCCCUCAGCUCUCUUCACCCGCCCUCCGCUCCGCUUUGGCCACCCGCGUCACCGCCCCUCACGUCAGCCCCGCCUCAGCCCGCGCGCCCGGCGUCAGGCCCCGCCCCCAAGAGCCCAAGGUUCCCGCGGCGCCCUCGGGCCCCGGAGGCGGCGUCUUCUCCCCUCCGGUUUGGGAUGAAUUUUCUCUCGUUUCCCCAGGAGACAGUGACUGCCUUGGGGGACGCAUCGACCCCAAGCUUCUCGGGACUCCACUUUCCUCCAUAUUGGCCGUUCCCCAGCGGGGUUAACCUUUCUCCCCGCCCCCAGCGUGCUUCGGGGUUGGCGGGGAAGAUUCCCGCCGCGCUGAGUCUAGGGCACAGGGUCAUGGAAGGCGGGAAACCAGGAAACUCCACUCCUUACUUCAGUCCUGCCAGCUGCCUCACAGUGCGAGGCAAAAAUGGAGGAACACUUAAGAAAUGGCAGUCAGGAGAACUUCCAGGAAUCGCGCACUUCGCCCUCAAACAUUGGUGGGCACUAGAAUGAGCCUUUCCUGCCCCAGCCCCUCAGCUGAAUCUCUAAGGAGAAUGCUCUAGAGGGCUGUUCGCCUAUGCUGAUUCGCUGAACUGAACAGGAAGCAGAAACCCCAGGGCACACUCCACGCAGGACCUGAUGCUGGAACGAUCAGCCACAGGACCUAAGCCCUUUGGAGCCUCCGUUCAUCGACUAUCAAAGGAGGAUGCGUUGUGAAGAAGCACGAAUGGGAGGGAGUGUGAACUCUGCCUGUUAGCUGAUUCACUCAACCAACCUCUACCCCUCCCACCCCUGGGCUUGGUGCUGGGACAGCGAUGACGGGGAGAGGGUCCUGCCUCACAGGACUACAACAGCCAAAGGGCUGUGGGUACAAGGGGGACAGGGCAGGUGUUCUGCCUCUUGGGGGAGGCCUUGAAGGGGAAGUUGGAGCCCUGAAGCAUGAGUCUGCAGAAGUAGCAAUCAUUCAAUAAAUACAUGCUGAUUUAUUACAGGGAUAA
Molecule: messenger RNA, 1518 nt
Organism: Pongo pygmaeus (Bornean orangutan)
Lineage: Eukaryota; Metazoa; Chordata; Mammalia; Primates; Hominidae
Exons: 3
Coding region: 1-798 (265 amino acids)
Source: RefSeq, a predicted model, not a curated record